Messenger RNA from Oikopleura dioica, 342 nucleotides. Lineage: Eukaryota; Metazoa; Chordata; Appendicularia; Copelata; Oikopleuridae. The record is from the annotation of a GenBank genome assembly.
AUGUCUUCAAAGGAAAAACUCUCAAAUAAGGAUGCUUGUGCUUGCUACAGACUGCGAAUGAAUGGACUUUUCAAUGAGCUUCGAAAUGAGCUGAAAAAGGAAAAUUUCGUGAAGGUCGAUAGGUACAAAAUGAGCACAAAAGCGGGACUUUUGCUUGCAACGAUUGAUGCACUAAAAAAACUGGUCCUUCAAACGCAUAUUUUCCGCUAUAACUUGAACUUUCUUUUGACCAGAAAAACAGGUCUUGAUCCAGCGACAAUCAGAGCAAUCAGUAGCUACGUUUAUCUAUGCGCUCUCCCAGACAGCAACCCGCACUCUCGAAAACAAUGCUUGAUAUGGUAG